Messenger RNA from Asterias rubens (European starfish), 757 nucleotides. RefSeq names its product late histone H2A.2.1-like. Bases 147 to 548 code for a protein of 133 amino acids. The transcript is spliced from 3 exons. NCBI's taxonomy places the organism in Eukaryota, Metazoa, Echinodermata, Asteroidea, Forcipulatida, Asteriidae. Gene Ontology annotation, cellular component: nucleosome. Gene Ontology annotation, molecular function: structural constituent of chromatin; protein heterodimerization activity; DNA binding. The record is from RefSeq and is a predicted model, not a curated record.
UGACGCCUUCUUCGCUGCUAAUUCCACCACCUCUAUACGGCCAUCCGCACACAGAAAGCUGCAGUUAGCACCACCACUUGAAGAAGGAGAUUGUUGGGUGAUUUUUGUGUACAUUUUCCACCAGUCUUGAAUUCCAGUUAUACAUUAUGUCUGGACGUGGUAAAGGCGCCAAGAAGAAUGUGAAGAGUGUUUCCCGUAGCUCUCGGGCCGGUCUGCAGUUCCCUGUUGCUCGCAUCCACAGGUUUCUCAAGAAAGGACAGUACUGCGGUCGCAUUGGUACCGGUGCGGCAGUCUACAUGGCGGCCAUUUUGGAAUACCUCACCGCUGAGAUUCUCGAGUUGGCGGGAAAUGCUGCACGUGACAACAAGAAAUCUCGCAUUAUCCCGCGCCACGUCCAGCUCGCAAUCCGCAACGACGAGGAACUGAAUAAGCUGCUCAGCCAUGUCACUAUUGCUCAGGGAGGUGUUAUGCCUAACAUCCAGUCCGUUUUGCUGCCCAAGAAGACCGGCAAGAGCAAGGGACCACCAAGCCAAAGCGUGGAGUUUUGAAUGAUUUAAUUCUAGACAUAGUAAUUAUUUUGUUCAUAAAAAUUGGCUUUUCAAAAUCUUUGGGCAGUCUGCUCACUAAAAAACUAAAAGUCUGAAUCCAGAAUCGAGUUUUCAAACAUGGUUGAUCGUGCACUGUUGCAGUAAAUUCCUGUGAAACUGUUUGAAAAUAUUUAAUUUAAGAAGACCAUUUUCUGUAAAGGUAAAAACAA